CACACCAAGAAGCCACCGUGGUGAGUUUGCGUGUGUGUGACUUCGUCAUAUGACAUUUUUCACAGUUCGUCGUCGAUUUUGAUUCCGUCGCACUUGCUUUUUUCGACUUGCUCAGUAUACACCACGGCGAGGAAUUAGAGAACUUGGGAAAUUAUGGCCAGCCAGACGCAGGGAAUCCAGCAGUUGCUCGCUGCCGAAAAAAAGGCAGCCGAGAAGGUCGCCGAGGCCCGUAAACGCAAGGCAAGGAGGUUGAAGCAGGCCAAGGACGAGGCUACCGAGGAGAUCGAGAAGUUCCGCCAGGAGCGCGAGCGCGCCUUCAAGGAGUUCGAGGCCAAGCACAUGGGCAGUCGCGAGGGCGUGGCGGCCAAGAUCGAUGCGGAUAUCCGCGUCAAGCUGGCCGACAUGGACCGGGCCAUCCAGACCCGCAAGGACCCCUUCAUCCAGGAGAUCCUGCAGUACGUGUACAACAUCUCGCCCGAGGUGCACAAAAACUACAACCACAAGUAGAGAGGUGGCCCCAACUGUGUGCUGUAAAUUCAAUGUCCACGUUCAACUCUAAUCCAUAAUUUAGACCCGUAAUAAUAGUGGCUAAUCUAACUGAAAACACUGCUGUAUUAUUAUUCCAUACAUUAAAGUGAAAAUUCGUUGUUGUUCCAUGUAAAAAGCGAGCAUGUUAGUUUGCCCCCCACUCGCGCGGGAUUGUAUUAUCUUUGUUUUGUGUUCUGCCCAAUACACGUUGUUGUUUUAUCCGAAAA
This is a messenger RNA of Drosophila erecta, 755 nucleotides long. It is a transcript of the gene Vha13, whose product is annotated as V-type proton ATPase subunit G. Gene Ontology annotation, molecular function: proton-transporting ATPase activity, rotational mechanism. Gene Ontology annotation, biological process: proton transmembrane transport. Gene Ontology annotation, cellular component: vacuolar proton-transporting V-type ATPase complex. The record is from RefSeq and is a predicted model, not a curated record. The coding region runs from base 154 to 507 and encodes 117 amino acids. The transcript is spliced from 3 exons. NCBI's taxonomy places the organism in Eukaryota, Metazoa, Arthropoda, Insecta, Diptera, Drosophilidae.